UGUCCACUCCUCCCAUCCUCCGCCGGCGCACCCUCUCCCCGACCUCCUGGCCUUUCUGCCCUCCUCCGGCUCUUUUUCCUCUCCUCCCCCACGCCGCCGCACCUUUCGCCCUCUCCAGCCAUGGCCCGGUAUUCGGACCUCAAAUUGCUCCUGGGCGGGCCCUAUGAGGACAUCCUGGCCCAGAUGUUCAAGCAGGUGUUCAUCCACUCGCGCGAGUCGACCGACAUCUCGACGGUCUUUCCCAGCGGUUUCCUUAAGCGUGUUGCCGAGCAGUUCCAAAUUUCCCCUCAGGAUGCAUCCAACCUCCUCGACACCAUCGCCGACUUGAUCGAUGACGUCCUCUUUGUCCAGUGCGGCCCGGCCGAGAUCGUCGCUAUGUUGCCUGGGUCGCUGCCGGUGGAACUGCGCCAGUUUGUCGCGGCCGCCAUCAGCCACAGCAUCCCCGAGUGGAAGGACAUCCUGGCCGGCCAGGAGAUCACCCACCCCCGGCUGGUGGCCAGCUCCAUGAAGGUCCAUGUGAAGACGGCCUCCAGCGUGGCGGCGUCCCUCUCGGAGCCGGUGGUCAUCGCCCAGCUGGAUAUCCAGCCGACCCCGGAGUCGGAUCUGGCCCUGGAUGUGCCCGUGCGCAAGGUUGUCUUUGAGAUGGACAAGGACACGCUCGGGUCGCUACUGGAUGGCUUUGGCCGCCUGCGGGAACAGCUGUCGGCCUUCUCCUCAGGCGCCGCACAGUGAACGAGGUGCCAGGGGGGCGGGACGGAGAGUCCCGGCUGUGCGGCAUGCCUGCUGCGGGCACGCCCGCACACACGAACGCACAUGGGAACCCCCCCCCCCCCCCCCCCCCCGAACCCCCCC
Fonticula alba is the source of this 852-nucleotide messenger RNA. RefSeq lists its product as hypothetical. The transcript has 3 exons. NCBI's taxonomy places the organism in Eukaryota, Rotosphaerida, Fonticulaceae. Bases 121 to 732 code for a protein of 203 amino acids. The record is from RefSeq and is a predicted model, not a curated record.